This is a messenger RNA of Funneliformis mosseae, 957 nucleotides long. The record is from the annotation of a GenBank genome assembly. Lineage: Eukaryota; Fungi; Glomeromycota; Glomeromycetes; Glomerales; Glomeraceae.
AUGAGUUCUACUUGUGCAUAUCAUAAUAACGUACAAAAUAAUUUAUCAAGAUCGAUAAAAUAUUAUUUUCGUAGAUAUUUGGGUUCAAAAUAUUCUAAUAUAGACCCACAACCAAAACCAUCUCACGUCAGAAUCGUCAUAUGGUCAUUUAUCACUUCGUUUAUUGGCAUUGGAACUUUAGGUUUGUUCACUUGGAAUAUUGAAUUCUUUCGUGAAAGAGAAAUACCUGUUAGUAUCAGUAGUAUGGGAGCUACCGCCAUAUUGAUUUAUGGUACUUGCGAUUCACCCUUGGCUCAACCAAGGAAUCUAUAUUUAGGACAUAUAACGUCCUCGUUAAUUGGAAUCACCGUGAAUAUAAUGAUGAAACAAAUCACUGCAAAUCCCAUAGGUUACAAAUGGUUAACAUGCGCGUUAUCGGUCUCUCUGUCAAUGUUAGUCAUGCAGCUGACCAAUACAAUUCAUCCACCGGCUGGCGCAACAGCAUUAAUGUUAGCAUUAGACGAUCCAAAAAUCACCUCUCUCGGUUAUUUAUUUGCGAUUGUUCCGGUAUUGCUUGGAGUGACGCUAAUGUUUGUAAUAUCGUUAAUAUUACUCAAUAUUCAAAAUAAAUAUCCAGUUUAUUGGUGGAAACAAAAGGUUAUCGAUGAUCAAUGUCCCGACUUUCCGGUUCGUUCGCGAAAUGAUGACCUUGAAGUUGGGCGGCAUGUGACUUUUACAACCCCUGCUUUAUCAUUUAACGUUCGGAAUGAAAAUCGUGAAAGGUUUCAUAAUAAUAAUACAAGUCAAUCGAAUUCUCUUUCUGAAAUUACUUUAGCAAAUAAAUCACUCGAUUCAUCAUCUCGCUCCAAACAGGUGCAACAACACGAAUUGAGCUUAAGUGAAGCAAAUGAAUAUAUUUCCAAGUUGGAAAAUGAUUUAAACGAGCUUCGAAGCCGUAUUCAACAACUCGAAUUAUAA